This is a messenger RNA of Oxyura jamaicensis (ruddy duck), 1131 nucleotides long. Its product is annotated as dynein light chain 1, cytoplasmic. The transcript has 2 exons. Gene Ontology annotation, biological process: cilium assembly; microtubule-based process. The coding region runs from base 135 to 641 and encodes 168 amino acids. The record is from RefSeq and is a predicted model, not a curated record. Gene Ontology annotation, cellular component: cytoplasmic dynein complex. Gene Ontology annotation, molecular function: dynein light intermediate chain binding; dynein intermediate chain binding. Lineage: Eukaryota; Metazoa; Chordata; Aves; Anseriformes; Anatidae.
CCCAGGCGCUGCCGGCAGCCCGCGGCGAGCACCCGCAGAGCUCCGCGCGGGCCGGGCCGCCGCAGCUCGUGGGGUCGCUCGGCAGGCGGCUGCUCCCGCAACGCAGUGCUGGGCUUGGCUCCCCGCAGGCAGCCAUGAGCGACCGAAAGGCGGUGAUCAAGAACGCGGACAUGUCGGAGGAGAUGCAGCAGGACUCGGUGGAGUGCGCCACGCAGGCGCUGGAGAAGUACAACAUCGAGAAGGACAUCGCCGCGCACAUCAAGAAGGUGAGCUCCGCUUCUGGGCUCCGCGGGCACGAGGAGCCGGGCAGGGUGAAUGCAGCUGGGCAAGGAGCUGACCUGUCCCUGGGACUGAUGUGCCUGGACAGAACACUGGCUCCAUUGAGCCUAUUGAGCAGCGCUGGCUUGCUGACCUCGUCACUUUUUUUUUCCCCAUCCCACCACAUUUCAGACAAACUGUUCGCACUAAUGCAGAACAGAUGGUUCGUCACUUACUGCUUGUCAGCUCUUCUCUGGCUCCUACUUGGAGCCAGAUUGAGCUGUAAGUUCAAGCUGCAAGAUCGAGAUGAGCAGAAUGCAAACGUGCAUGGUCUCACAAAAAAGUCUCUUCAUCUCGGGGCUGUGGGACACUACAAUACCUAGGCACUGGCUGUAAGCUUCUGUUUGUACUAGCCUUGUAGGUAUGGGUUUAUCUGAAACUCAGAGCGGUCUCCCAGGUACGAUGGGUAGAAGGAAUAUUCUCAUGACAUGAUAUUAAGGAUGCAGCAGAGAAUUUUCCAUUAAGAGUCCUUUCAGCAUCCUUUUUAAGGCUAACUAGUGAAGAUAAAUUAAUGGCUUAAUUUCUAUAGACUUAGAACAAAGUUCUUUAAAGUUACCCUUUGAAAUUGUGGUAUGAGUUUUGCAGAAAAGUUAUUUUCCCUGAACAUACACAUUUUAAACUUAUUUCUGCUGUGUUAGGAAGCUUUUUUUUUUUUUUUUUGGUAAGCAGCAGAAAGUACUAAGACAACAGAUGAUCCCUGCACUUAAGAGCAUAUGCUGCUCCUUAAUUGCUUUCUUCAGAGAGGGAUACUUGCUAACAAGUUACGUAUCAGUGCCAAAAUAACUGUUAGUACAAGCAGUGCUAAAUUCCGGG